AGCUAUGAAAUAGCCACGUGACUGUAGCCUAAGUUUUUUCAGCGGUUGUUCUCUGAGGUUGUUCUGUUUUGCCUUUUCUCGUGGAGUCAAGUAAUUGCAGAGGUGAACAUGGCUGAUGUCUCGGAAAGGACAUUACAAGUUGCAAUACUGAUUUCCUUUGCAUCGGGGUUUCUAGCAGGUUGGCAGGCCAACAGAAUGAGAAGGAGAUUCCUCGACUGGAGGAAGAAACGUCUACAAGACAAACUGUCAGAAACACAGAAGAAACUGGAUUUGGCAUAAGACAGAAAUUCGUAUUUUGUGGAUUUUAGGACUACUUGAGGAACAACCAGGAAAUUCCAGUUGUCACGUGGACUACAGUGUCAUUGAUAUGAACACCGCCAAGAACCAGCAAUGGGACUGAAGCUGACUGACAACAUGGCUUUGCAAACCGCGUGUUUUACUGCGGAGUUUUAUAACCAAAACGUGUGCUCUGGUGUUGGUCUGCCCUUCAUACGUCCCUGUUUGUAGCCACUCUUUACCUAAAUUAAUAUAUUUUUGCUGUAAAAUCACUUUGGAUACGUUCAAUUUUCAUUUGUGUAAUUCCAACUCAAUGUCUCGAUUUUUUCGCGAGGAUUGAAAUGCUAUUGGCACACACGCCUCCUGAAAUGGCUCGCAAAAUGUAUUAAAAUGUGAUGGUCAAGAACAGAUGAGUGUAUUUCAGUUGCCGUUAAAAAACUGUCUUGUGUCAUUAUUUUGACCGUGGGACACAAUCUGCAGAUACUGUACUGUACGACAUAUAUCAACUCAAUUUAAUGGUCGUAAUGAAUGGCAGAAAUGUACAUAUUUCUUUUCGUAUGGUGCAGUAUCAUUAAUUCUUUGCCUACAUUUGUUAAUCCAGUCGCUCAACCCAUUCUUCACUACUCUCUCUCAUACUUGUACUCUCUCUUGUACUUCUGCAAAGCCCUUUACUAUGGCACGUAACUUGUAGGUGUGUAUAAUGGCAUGUUAUUGGUUGGAACAGUGACAUAGUUUCCUUACUACUCUCAGUGUAACUUUUAUAUACAUUUGGUAAGUCACUCUAGAUAAGAUUUCAAAAGUAUUGUAUAAAUCAGAGGUUUGUAAAGACUCUUGUGUCCUCAGAUUAAACUUUUUUUUUUUUUUUUUUUUACUGUAAUCGAAUCUAUGUGAACCAGUAUUGCUGUAUACAGCUGAAUAGCUCUUUUAGCCCGGGUAACUGGUGGAAACAAAAGCCUGCAUACACACUGGCUCUCCAGGACCGGAACUGCCCACCCCUGAUAUAAAUGUAAAUACGGCAGUUGUACUGAAUACUGUAAGUGCAUUGUCCUCAGUUCAGUGUAUCAUCCACAAUUCCACGUGGGUAUAUGUACAAUGUCUGAGGCCAACCAGUUUUCAAAGAAUGACAUGCAUAAGAACAGAAAGUGCUAGUGUAACCUGGCUGGUUUUUAACUAUUCGAGUCUAGGUUUUGGGGACGCACAUACAAUCGUCUGUGCUUUGCUAUACGAGCUAUAAAAUGUUUUUUGAAUACAACUGUUUGAGAUGUAAUGUGUAGUCUGCCAAUACUUGGAAUGCUACUGAAUCUUAAUGUUUCCACACGUCUUGAAAACAUGCGCACAUGAAUGACGAGAUUUCCCUGUGUCGCUUUUUCAUCGAUACACAAAGCAAAAGGAUAGCCUGAUUGGUAAAUCCAGGUUAUGUACGGAUCUCACGCUGGCUCGACCCCUGACAGCUGUAUCUUAGCGACCGAACGUAGCGUCUCCAGAAGGAAAAGCGUCCGGAGUUCUCUCCCUGGUGCAGUGAUACAUCAACGACUUCUCGUUACAUUAUAUAUGUAAUCGAUUGACAACUUGUAGCCAUCUAUAAUCCCCUUGCUUGCAACCCAGCUGGCAAAUAGCUGGAUUUGCCUGACCGUUGUCGCUUAUAAAUGAAAGCAGCUAGCUACAAUGAUUCAGCUAGCUACCAACUAUUGAGAACAUGGAUAACUUCGCUUGCUAGCGAGCUGGACAGGGCCAAACCCUUAAUUAAGCUAGCUCGUUAUAUUUGAACUUUUUUGUAUUGUUCUAAAACAUGGCACCAAAGAGAAAAGGGCCUUUGCAAACAGUGCAAAGGAACACGGAUGAUAUUAAAAAACAGGUUGAUAGUUUGAUGCUAGAAGUUCGCCAGUUCAAAGGAUCUGCAGAGAGCAAAGCAAUGACAGAGGCAUCAGAGAGAUGCACACAUUUACAAAGAUCAGUUGAAGAAACUAUGAUGACUCUGAAGAAGCUAACCAAAGCUGACGAACCUGCGCCGGUGGGGAAUUAUGAGCAGAGAAAACUGGAUGAAGAAAACAGACUGAAGAUGAUGCAGGAGCAGCUGCAGGCUUUGGCUCUGGCUGUCUCUCCCGCCCAGAAGCCCGGUCCAAGCCGAAAUGCAGACGUGCCAAGUUCUUCUCAGACUGAGGAAGACGAUGAUGCAGGAGCUGAGAGUGAGGAAGAGGAAAGUGAAGAAGAGGAAGAUGAGGACGAAGAAGAUGAUGAUGAGGAAGAAGAUUUAGAAAAUCAAGCAGAGACUUUCAUUGCCAUCAGCGCCUUCACAGGCGAACAGGAGGGUGACCUCACGGUGCAGAAGGGGGAGCUGCUGAGCAUUCUCAGUAAAAACCCUGAUGGCUGGUGGCUUGCCCAAGACUCCAGUGGAAACAAAGGUUUAGUGCCCAAAACAUACCUGAAGGCGCACCAGGAUGAGGAAGAGGAAGGUGAUGCAGAGGAUUCAGAGACUGAGGAAGAGAGUGAGGAGGAGGUGGAUGAAGUCUCAAAAACCAAGCAGAGCAGCCAAAAAUCUGCCUGGGAUGUUGUGAGAAAAGAAGUUUUAGAGAUGAACGCUACGGAUGUUCUGGCUGCCAUGGGGGCCAUCCCCGCUGGGUUCCGGCCGUCCACCCUCUGCAGUCUGCUCAGUGAAGGGAACACCUACAGGGGCAGCUACUACCUCCAGCCAGAGCUCAGCCAGUCCCAGCUGGCUUUCAAAGACCUUUUCUGGGACCCGGACACUGGAAACGUGCGGCCCCGCCCGUCCCGGACGUCUCUGACGCUCACGCUGUGGAGCUGCAGGAUGAUCCCCACGCCGGGGGUGGGGGUGCAGGUCCUCAGCAGACACGUGCGGCUGUGCGUGUUCGACGGAGCCAAGGUUCUGAGUAACAUUCACACCGUCAGAGCCUGUUACAAUUCGAAAAACCCCAAGACCUGGACGUUUUCUCCAAGGAUGGUUGGCAUCCUUCCCAGCCUGAUGGAUGGAGACUGCUUUGUCCGGAUCGACUCGCAGUCACCUGACCUGGGAAUCCUGUUUGAACUGGGGGUCACCUACAUCCGAAAUUCCACAGGUGAGCGGGGGGACCUGAGCUGUGGCUGGGCGUUCCUGAGGCUGUGUGACGCCAGCGGCGUGCCUGUCCCGCGCAGGACCUAUGAACUGCCGGUGCACGGAGGCACCCCGUACGAGCAGGGCGUGGAUGUGGACCCCUCUAUAACCAGAAGAGCCACGGGCAGCGUGCUGCAGCAGAUGAUGGUCUCCAGGAAACUGCCCAAACUCAUCGUCAAGCUGAAGUCCCCCAACGCUAAGACCAGGGCCAAUCUGAACCUCCUGCCGGACACUCUGGUGGGCAGCAGGUGCAGUGUCCAGCUGCUGGCGCUGUACAGACAGGUGCUGGCAGACGCGCUGCUGAGAGACAGGCUCACCAUGCAGAACGCAGAUCUAAUCUGCAGCCCGGUGCUGGCCACGUUCCCCCAGGUUCUCCAUCAGACCGAUCUUCUGGACGCCCUGAGGAGCGCGUGGGCGGAGAGGGAGAGUGGGCUGAAGAGAUCUCAGAAGCGGGACACACAGCUGCUGAAGGGCCUGUUUGUGGAGGUGUACCUGGAGACAGUCUUCCCCCUGCUGCACUCAGCCGGCCUGCCCCCUGCCCGGUGGGCCGACGAGGAGCAGGAGACGCAGCGUGCCAGCGUGGUUUUCGCCCGCCCCCCGCAGGGCGCGCUCGCCACCCUCCUCUCCGCCGACCACGCCCAGGAGGCCUUCGACAUCGCCCAGCUCGCCUACGACUUCCUGAGCCCCACCAGGGCAGCCCCGCCCACCAACUGACCCGCCCACCAACUGACCCGCCGAUGACAUCGCACACACUCUGCAGCAACCGGAAAAAUGAGUAAUUAUCUUAACAAGGAAUUUAGUCUUAUACUAAGACUUUAAAAAGGCUUAUUUCCUCUUAAUACUGAAAAAAGAAAAAAAAAAAGAUUGCCAAUGAGGUGAGGCAGUCUGACUCAAUUCAAGAUUUGCCAGUGGGGCAAGACAAUUUGACUGGUCAAGCAGAAAAUCUGUUAUUUUCUACUUGAGAGAAAGAAAGAAGAUUUUAAUUCUCCUGACAAGACUGAAGCACUUGUUCAGACAGACCUUUGUUGCAGUGUAGCGUGCUGUAUGUACAGUCUUCUCACCACAGCCUCUAAGAACACUGAUGCUGAAGGACGGCUUUGAUUCAGUGGUGAAUGGCCACGCUAAACGGGAGCCCUCAGCGUUCAGCAGUUCUCACCGAGAGCUCAAUCAGUUCAUAAGGGUCAAGUGCAAAGCUGCAGAAUCAAAUCUCAGUUUCGGUGCAGAGGCUUUGCUUUCACACCAGCAAAUGGACAGGAAUAGAACCAAGCCUUUGGGUCACACCCUUCCGCAUGAAGCCAGCGGACCGAAUCUUCAGCGCCGCGGUGAUUUCGGCAAACGGCCGUGUCCCGCCCGUAGUCCCCGGCCUCUCUCUGUUGUUUUCGGGAAAGAGUGUUCAAACGCUGCCGGAACUGUAAGGACUGCUCUUAUUGUCAACAGUCUUAAAAUGAGUGCAUUUCUGAAGAUGUAUUUUU
Anguilla anguilla (European eel) is the source of this 4857-nucleotide messenger RNA. RefSeq names its product nephronophthisis 1 (gene nphp1). Gene Ontology annotation, cellular component: cilium; cytoplasm. NCBI's taxonomy places the organism in Eukaryota, Metazoa, Chordata, Actinopteri, Anguilliformes, Anguillidae. Bases 2066 to 4099 code for a protein of 677 amino acids. Gene Ontology annotation, biological process: protein localization involved in establishment of planar polarity. Gene Ontology annotation, molecular function: protein binding. The transcript is spliced from 21 exons. The record is from RefSeq and is a predicted model, not a curated record.